CAAGACAUGGGUGUACAGCUAUAAGCAUUCGAGGGGGAAUAAAACCCCUAGGUUGCUAAAGGAAAGAAGUAUUACAGAGCAGGAUGGCAAGGGGCAAAGCUCUGCUGCUCUUCCAUGGAUUUGUCCUGCUGGCUCUGUGUAGACCCUCACUUCAAGGAGGAGUCUACAUACCAGCUGCAGGUGGAGCUGGGCCUGGAGUAGGGGCUGGCAUCGGACCUGGUGCUGGAGCUGGCCCAGUAGGGGGUCUUGGAGCUGGACUUGGUACUGGAAUUAGUCCUGGAGUAGGAGUAGGUACAGGACUCGGUCCUGGAGGUAUAGGGACCAGAGUCCUUCCAGGGAGUGGUCUUGGGGCUGGUCCUGGAGGUGCACUGGGAACUGGACCAGGAAUUGGCACCAGUCCUGGACUAGGAGUUGGUCCUUCUACAGCAGGGACUGCAUUUGGUACUGGUGUUGGUGGGCCAGGACUUGGAACCGGAUCAUUUGUUCCUGGUACUGGUACAGGUGGAGUAGGACCAGGUGGUUAUGGCACAGGUGGACCAUUUACUGGGGGUAUUGCAACUGGUGGAAUAGGUGUUGGUGGUCUGGGAACUGGAGGACUUGGAGCAGGAGCUGCUGGCAAGCCUCCAAAAACAGGAGCAGGAUACAGUGCUCAGGGACUUGGAGCUGGUGCUCUUGGAGGUGGUGGGGUAGGAAGACUUCCUGGAGGUACAGGGCUUGGAGGGCCCGGUACUCUUGGAGCAGGAGUUGGACCUGGAGGGAUUGGUCCCGGUGGUCUUGGAACUGGUGGUGUUGGCCCUGGUGGUGUUGGCCCUAGUGGACUUGGACAAGGCAUCAGAGGGAAACCUCCAAAACUAGGAGGCUUAGGUGGACUUGGCACUGGUCAGAGUGUUGGGGGUUUUGGACCUGGAGGAGUUGGUCCAGGAGGAGUUGGACCAGGAGGAUUUGGUCCUGGAGCAAUUGUCCCAGGAGGAUUUGGUCCUGGAGCAAUUGUCCCAGGAGGAGUUGAUCAAGGUGGAGUUGGACCAGGAGGAGUUGGUCCUGGAGGUGUCAGACCAGGAGGAGUUGGCCCAGGUGGAAUCGGUCCAGGAUUUGGACCAGGAGGAGUUGGUGCUGGAGGCAUCAGACCAGGAGGAGUUGGCCCAGGUGGAAUUGGUCCAGGAGUCGGACCAGGAGGUGUUGGUGCUGGAGGCAUCGGACCAGGGGGAGUUGGCCCAGGUGGAAUUGGUCCAGGUGUUGGGCCAGGAGGAGUUGGUCUUGGAGGAGUUGGUCCUGGUGGAGUGGGAAUAGGCAAAUAUGGAAUAUAUGGCAGUGCUGGAAGUCUCUAUCCUGGACAGAAACCACCAAAAACUGGUCUUGGUGGAGCUGGAUUUGUUCCAGGUGGUGCAGGUUCCGGCCCUGGUGGAACUGGAGUAGGUCCUGGUGGAGCUGGAUUUGGCCCUGGUGGAACUGGGAUUGGCCCUGGUGGUGCUGGAGUAGGUCCUGGUGGAGCUGGAUUUGGCCCUGGUGGAACUGGAAUUGGCCCUGGUGGUGCUGGAGUAGGUCCUGGUGGAGCUGGAGUUGGUCCAGGCGGAACUGGAGUUGGCCCCGGUGGAGCUGGUGUUGGCCCUGGUGGAGUUGGAAUCGGACCAGGUGGAGCUGGAUUUGGCCCUGGAGGAGCACCUAUUUUGCCGCAAACUGGAUUACCAGGUACAGGAACAGGCCCUGGGCGCAAAGUUGGCAAGACAGGGAAGGCACCGGUACCAGGUAUUAAUGUUCCUGGGUUGUACCAGGGUGGUAUUGUUCCUGGACAAGGUUUUGGUGGUCAAGGUGUUCUGCCAGGUGUAGCUACAGGAUCUCAGACUGCUCAGCUUGGUCAAGGUGGACUUGGGGCCAAUGGUGGCCGUGGGAGCUUUGCUGGACAACAGUUACCAGGAGUGUUUCGUGGAUACCCUCUCAUUUCACCAAAGUCUGGAGGACCGGGCUCAGCUAAGUCUCAAGCUAAAGCUGCUAAAUAUGCGGCUGGACUUGGUCUAGGAACUGGAGUAGGCGGUGUUCCUGGUGCUGUUCCUGGAGCAGGCGGUGUACCUGGUGCUGUACCUGGAGCAGGAGUUGUACCUGGUGCUGUACCUGGCGCUGUUCCUGGAGCAGGUGGUGUACCUGGUGCUGUUCCUGGAGCAGGGGGUGUACCUGGUGUUGUGCCGGGAGCAGGUGGUCUACCUGGCUUUGGUGCUGUUCCUGGAGCAGGUGGUGUUCCUGGAGCUGUGCCUGGUGCAGGUGGUGUACCUGGCAUUGGUGCUUUUCCUGGAGCAGGUGGUGUACCUGGAGCUGUGCCUGGUGCAGGUGGUGUACCUGGCAUUGGUGCUGUUCCUGGAGCAGGUGGUGUACCUGGAGCUGUGCCUGGAGCAGGUGGUGUACCUGGUUUUGGUGCUGGUCCUGGAGGCUUGUAUCCUAGUGGUGCAGGUACCUAUCCAGGAGGAGCAGGAGCCAAAGCACGGAAGUAUGGCAUUGGUGUGGGUGGGCUACCUGGACUUGGCACUGGUGGGCUUGGAGCUGGUGCUCUUCCUGGAUCUGGACUUGGAACUGGUGGACUUCCUGGAUCUGGUCUUGGAGCUGGUGGACUUCCUGGGUCUGGUCUUGGAACUGGUGGACUUCCUGGGUCUGGACUUGGAACUGGUGUGCUCCCUGGUUCUGGUCUUGGAGCUGGUGGGCUUCCUGGAUCUGGACUUGGAGCUGGUGGACUUCCUGGUUCUGGACUUGGAGCUGGUGUACUUCCUGGCUCUGGUGUUGGAGUUGGUUCUGGAGGUUAUGCUGGAGCCAAAGCAAGGAAAUAUGCUCAGCUUGGAGGCCCGGGUGGAGCUUUAGGUGCUGGAGGUUUGCCAGGAGGACUUGGAACUGGUGGGCUCCCUGGCUCUGGACUGGUACCUGGUGGACUUCCUGGCUCAGGACUUGGAGCUGGUGGACUUCCUGGCUCAGGAAUUGGAGCUGGUGGACUUCUUGGCUCUGGUCUUGGAGCUGGUGGACUUCUUGGCUCAGGAACUGGAGCUGGUGGACUUCCUGGCUCUGGUCUUGGAGCUGGUAGACUUCCUGGCUCAGGAAUAGGAGCUGGUGGACUUCCUGGCUCUGGCCUUGGUGCUGCUGGACUUCCUGGCUCUGGUCUUGGACCUGGAGGAUAUGCUGGUGCCAAAGCAAGAAAAUAUGCUCAGCUUGGUGGUCCUGGUGGGGCUUUAGGUACGGGAGGAUUGCCAGGAGGACUUGGAGCUGGUGGACUUCCUGGGUCAGGAAUUGGAGCUGGUGGACUUCCUGGCUCUGGUCUUGGAGCUGGUGGACUUCCUGGGUCUGGUCUUGGUGCUGCUGGACUACCUGGCUCUGGACUUGGAGCUGGUGGACUACCUGGGUCUGGACUUGGACCUGGAGCAUACGCUGGAGCCAAAGCAAGGAAAUAUGCUCAGCUUGGAGGUCCUGGUGGGGCUUUAGGUACUGAAGGAUUGACAGGAGGAUUUGGAACUGGUGGACUUCCUGGCUCUGGUCUUGGAGCUGGUGGACUUCCUGGGUCUGGUCUUGGAGCUGGUGGACUUCCUGGGUCAGGAAUUGGAGCUGGUGCACUUCCUGGGUCUGGUCUUGGUGCUGCUGGACUACCUGGCUCUGGACUUGGAGCUGGUGGACUUCCUGGGUCUGGACUUGGAGCUGGUGGACUUCCUGGGUCUGGACUUGGACCUGGAGGAUAUGCUGGAGCCAAAGCAAGGAAAUAUGCUCAGCUUGGAGGUCCUGGUGGGGCUUUAGGUACUGGAGGAUUGCCAGGAGGACUUGGAACUGGUGGACUUCCUGGGUCUGGACUUGGAACUGGUGUACUUCCCGGGUCUGGACUUGGAGCUGGUGGACUUCCUGGGUCUGGACUUGGAGCUGGUGGACUUCCUGGGUCAGGAAUUGGAACUGGUGGACUUCCUGGGUCUGGGCUUGGAGCUGGUGGACUUCCUGGGUUAGGAAUUGGAGCUGGUGGACUUCCUGGGUCUGGUCUUGGUGCUGCUGGACUUCCUGGCUCUGGACUUGGAGCUGGUGGACUUCCUGGGUCUGGACUUGGAGCUGGUGGACUUCCUGGGUCUGGACUUGGACCUGGAGGCUAUGCUGGAGCCAAAGCAAGAAAAUAUGCUCAGCUUGGAGGUCCUGGAGGAGCUUUAGGUGCUGGAGGAUUGCCAGGGGGGCUGGGGCUGGGUCUUGGAGCUGGUGGACUUCCUGGUUCUGGACUUGGAGCUGGUGGACUUCCUGGCUCUGGUCUCGGAGCUGGUGGACUUCCUGGAUCUGGUCUUGGAGCUGGUGGACUUCCUGGGUCAGGAAUUGGAGCUGGUGGACUUCCUGGGUCUGGUCUUGGUGCUGCUGGACUUCCUGGCUCUGGACUUGGAGCUGGUGGACUUCCUGGGUCUGGACUUGGACCUGGAGGAUAUGCUGGAGCCAAAGCAAGAAAAUAUGCUCAGCUUGGAGGUCCUGGAGGAGCUUUAGGUGCUGGAGGAUUGCCAGGGGGGCUGGGACUGGGUCUUGGAGCUGGUGGACUUCCUGGCUCUGGACUUGGUGCUGGUGGACUUCCUGGCUCUGGUCUUGGAGCUGGUGGACUUCCUGGAUCUGGUCUUGGAGCUGGUGGACUUCCUAGCUCUGGUCUUGGAGCUGGUGGACUUCCUGGAUCUGGUCUUGGAGCUGGUGGACUUCCUGGCUCUGGAUUUGGAGCUGGUGGACUCCCUGGCUCUGGUCUUGGUGGACUUCCUGGCUCUGGACUAGGGCCUGGAGGAUAUGCUGCAGCCAAAGCAAGAAAAUAUGCUCAGCUUGGAGGUCCUGGUGGGGCUUUAGCUACUGGAGGAUUGCCAGGAGGAUUACCAGGGGGACUUGGUGGAGGUGUUGGAGGGCUGCCUGGUGGAGGGCUAACUGGUGGAGGGCUUGGGCCUGCUAUUGGAACUGGGGUAGGUGGAGUUGGAAGUCAGCCUGGAAGUGGACUGAGACCAGGGGGGACAAUUGGUGGAGGACCAGGUGGUGGCCUUGGACCUGGAGGUGUGCCUGGUGGUGGCCUUGGUCCUGGAGGUGUGGCAGGUGGUGGCCUUGGACCUGGCAGUGUGUCAGGUGGUGGCUUUGGACCUGGAGGAGUACCUGGUGGCCUUGGACCUGGAGGGUAUGCUGGAGCCAAAGCUCGCAAAUAUGGAAUCCCAAGUGGAACAGGUGGGACUGCUGGUACAGGAUUGCCUGGAGGAUUAGGAGGAGUACUUGGUGGUGGAUUAGGACCAGGAGUACCAGCUGGUGGUAUUGGUACUGGAGUGGCACCAGGAGGUGGAGUAGGAACUGGCGGUGUACCAGCUGGAGGAUAUGGUCCUGGUGGUGUACCUGGGGGAUAUGGUCCUGGUGGAGUACCUGGGGGAUAUGGUCCUGGUGGAGUACCUGGGGGAUAUGGUCCAGGUACUGGAGCAUAUCCAAGUGGAUCAAAGGCACUUAAAUAUGGUCAGGCUGGACGUGUUGCUCCAUCUGGUGUAGGUGGACCAUUUGGAAUAGGUACAGGUCCUGCUCAAGGAUAUGGAACUGGAGCAGUACCUGUUGGUGGAUAUGGUCAGGGCACUGGAUUGAGUCCUGGGGCUGGAUAUGGACUUGGAGCAGGCAGCAUACCUGCAGGAACAGGAGGCAGAGGAGGGCCUACAGUACCUGGGGGCUUUGGAGGUGGCUCUGGAUCUGCCUUUGGUAGAGUUCCUGGUAGUGGUCCAGGCACUGGUCUUGGAAGCUUUGCAGGAUAUGGACCAGGGGGAAAGCCACCAAAAUAUGGUCAACCUGGUUUUGGAACUGGAACUGUGUUAGGUGGAGCAGGGUCAGUGCCUGGUGUUGUUGGAGCUGGAACCACAACCACAGGAAUAGGGACUGCAACUGGUGCAGGCACUACUGGUGGGGCAGGAGGGGUACCAGUCACCGGAAGCAAAGCAGACAAAUAUGGAGUUCCAGGCAUCACAGGAGGAGCAACAGGAGGAACAAGAGUUUCAGGCAGUGUACCAACAGCAUCCACAGAUCAGAGAACCAAAACAGACAUUGAUGGAGCUAUUAGGACUGAUAAUGACACUACAGAUGGACUAGGUGCUACUAAGGCCCCUAGGUUGGGGGAAACAGGAGUGAUAGAGGGAUCUGGAAAUUCUAUUGGUGGUGGUCCAGGUGAAGGAGUUACUGGUGGUCCUAUCGAUGGGGAUGGACUUGAUGGUGUUACUGGGACAGGAAUACCCAUUCUAGCUGGUGGUAGACCAGGUGGAGUUGGUGGUGAUCUACCAGGGGCCAAACCUCUGAAACCUCCAGGUGGUGUCAUACCUGGACGUGGUGACACUCCAGGUAGAAUUGCCGAAGAGCCAAGUGGAACUGGCACUGGACUGGGCAGAGUUGAAGGUGGACCAGGUGGAGUUGGUGGGGGUCCAGGCGGAGUCAGUGGAGGACCAAGUGGAGUCGGAGAAGGGCCAGGUGGAGUUGGAGGAGGACCAGGUGCAGUCGGAGGAGGGCCAGGUGGAGUCGGAGGAGGGCCAGGUGGAGUCAGAGGAGGCCCAGGUGGAGUCGGAGGAGGACCAGGUGGAGUCGGAGGAGGGCCAGGUGGAGUCGGAGGAGGGCCACGUGGAGUCGGAGGAGGACCAGGUGGACUUGGAGCAGGAACAGGUGGACUUGGAGCAGGAACAGGUGCACAGGACACAAGGGGACCAGGUGGAGUAGGUGGAACGGUUAAACCCCCCAAAGGAUAUUUCAGUACAGUUGGAGGACUCCUUGGUGGCAUUGGAGGCCCAGGUGGAGUUACAGGGCCUGGAGUGACAACAGGAACUGGCUUUGUGCCAGGAAGUAGCAGUCAACUGCCAGGAGGCACAGGAGCAGGAACUGGAGGUUAUGGUGGAGUUGGAGGUUUAGGAACCAGCAGCCUUCUUCCUGUAAAUGGUCUAAGGUUCCCAAGUGGAGCUGCUGUGGGAAGCAAAGGUCCUGGAUAUGGCCCUGGAAAGCCAGCUAAAGGCUACUGGGGAACUGGAGCACUGGGUGGGGUGGGAGGCCCAGGAGGACUUGGAGGUGUUCCUGGAGGUGUUGGCACUGGUUUAGGAGGAGUUGGCGGAGGUCAAGGAAGCAUUGGUGGAGGACCUGGUGCAAUUGGUGGUCUGGGUGGUCAAGGAGGAGGUUUGGGCUACCCAGCUGGAGCAGGACUAAGAGCUGGGAAACCUGGGAAAUCAGGAUUUGGCAGUUUGGGUGGAGCAGGAGGCCUAGGACUUGGAGGUACAGGUGGGGCUUUAGGAGGAGGUCCCGGUGGUGUAGGUGGAGGGCUAGGAGGCAUAGGAGGAGGACCUGGUGGCCCAGGUCGAAUCUACCCAGGCGGUGCUGGAUUGGGAGCUGGAGUUGGGAAGCCUGGUAAAUCAGGGUAUGGCACUGGUGCCUUGGGAGGUCAAGGUUACCAGCCAGGCAGUGGUGUGCCAGGAUAUGGUGGUGGUGGUGGUGGUGCAGGCGGCUACCAACAACCACUCCCAGGCUAUGUUGGAGUUGGACCAGGAGGCGCUGGAAGUGCACCACUUACACCUCAACAAUCUAAAGCAGCCAAAUAUGCAGCUCUCCAGGGUGCUCUAGGUGCUGGAGGCUACAGAGGAGGUGCUGGAUGCCUAGGCAAAUACUGUGGGAGGAGGAGGAAAUGAGAGCCCUGCAGCGAGAACUGACCUCAUGAACAAGUGGUGCUACUGCAUACUCUCGAAUGUACUUUUUCAUUUCUAAAAAUAAGAAAGAAAAGUAAAAGUAUUCCUGCUCAAAAUGCACCUCGUAACACGAGACAGACGUGUUCAAUUCUUACUUUUUUACAUAGCUUUGAUUCAAGGAUGUAUGCAGUGUGCACUUACUCAUGCCCCAAGUUUAAUUUACACACACACACACACACACACACACACCCACACCAGGCAAUAUUUACAGCACCUGAGGGUUCACUGUUUUCACCAUGUCAUUACUUAAUUUUCACUCUAACCUCACCAUAAAUUAGUUGUAAACUGUUUUACCAAUCAACACAAGACACCAGGAUUUCUGAUUCGUGUCUACACCUCAGCCUUCACUCUCACUUCCAUGCCUACAUAUUUAGUCAUGCUGUAUGAGGAAAUGUUGCUGCUAUGUACUGUAAUAGACAAACUGUGAUAGUAAUAUCAGGUUGUCAUUAAGCUAAGUGGUUCAGGCCACCUCAUCACAUACUAAACACAUGCUUCUUUUCUCUUUUGAUGGUGCCAUAUAUAUAUAUAUAUAUAUAUAUAUAUAUAUAUAUAUAUAUAUAUUUAUUUUGUGUAUUAAUGGGAGCUUAAACAGACCUCCUCAUGAGUGAAACGUCAGUGUCUUUGCCAUGGGUAUUAACAUUUUAUUGAACAAACAGUACAUCCUGCUGUAGGAAGUAUAAUAUCAAAGUGCUGAGGAAUACAUGUUCACCGCACCUCAGGAUUUUAAGGCAGUUCAUCUAGUUUUUGAUAUAGUGAGAUCAGAAUUUUCUUUCUUUCACUUACUUUUCAUUAAAUUAAAUCUAUUUUGGAUCUAGUGUACCUUAUGUAUUUAACCUUAGCAAUGUGUGAUUUCAAUUUUCUUACUGUGUGAUUUCUCACUGUAUGGGUUUGGGUUUUGUUUUUGUUAUUGUUUUGUGUGGGGUUUUUUUUUUUUUUUUUGUGAAUCAUGUAUCGAUGUUUGGAAAAGAAACCUGAGAUAAUGGGAAUGACGGUUCAGUCGAUGAAUCCUAUUCGUUACCAGCAGGUUUGCAAUGUUUACCUUUUUGAUUUUCACUAACCUUGAAAAUCAUAUACAAUGACUCUUUUCAUGUGAUGCAUUUUAUAAUAUAUAUAUUUUUUUCUUUAACUAAAUACCAAAAUAAAAGAUAUUAAGGUAAGGAAGUUUAAUUCUGG
This is a messenger RNA of Hemibagrus wyckioides, 8870 nucleotides long. RefSeq names its product elastin b (gene elnb). Lineage: Eukaryota; Metazoa; Chordata; Actinopteri; Siluriformes; Bagridae. The transcript is spliced from 61 exons. Bases 84 to 7640 code for a protein of 2518 amino acids. The record is from RefSeq and is a predicted model, not a curated record. Gene Ontology annotation, molecular function: extracellular matrix structural constituent.